UCAUUCAACAAUAAUUUCUUCCAUAAAAUCUCUCAAAAAUCUUAUUCUUCUUUUAACCAACAAAACAAACAAUAUGUCUUCGAACAAGAUUGUGUUGACUAGCUCCGAUGAUGAAUCUUUCGAGGUUGACGAAGCGGUGGCUCGUAAACUGCAGAUCAUAGCGCACAUGAUCGAUGACGACUGCGCCGAUAAAGCAAUCCCGCUUCAAAACGUCACUGGAAAGAUCCUCGCUGUGGUUAUCGAGUAUUGCAAGAAACACGUUAAUGAUGUUGAUGAUAGUGAUGAUGUUGAAGCAAUAAGCGAAAAUGUAGACGAGGAAGCCAAGAAAGAGCUCGUGACUUGGGACGCAGAGUUCAUGAAGAAUAUUGAUAUGGAAACAAUGUUCCAACUCCUUCUCGCUGCUAACUAUCUCAACGUCAAAAGUCUUCUUGAUCUCACUAGCCAGACCGUUGCAGAUUACAUCAAAGAUAUGACGCCACAGGAAGUUCGAGAACUCUUUAACAUUGAGAACGAUUUCACACCUGAGGAAGAAGAAGAGAUUCGCAAGGAGAACGAAUGGGCUUUUGAGGAUCUAAAUUAAAACCCUAAAGUUCCGUUUUCUAAGUGUUGAUCUCUCGAUGUUCUUUAAUCUUUGUUGAUGACUUUUGUCUCUUUCUUUAAGUGUGUGAUUGCCUUCGUCUCUUUGAUUUCAUGGGUUGUGGUUUCCUUAUGAAUUUCAUGGUGUUAUAAUGUUUAAUAUUAAUCUUUACUUAGAUAUAAUAAGCCAAUGUUUUUUGC
Molecule: messenger RNA, 777 nt
Organism: Arabidopsis arenosa
Lineage: Eukaryota; Viridiplantae; Streptophyta; Magnoliopsida; Brassicales; Brassicaceae
Source: the annotation of a GenBank genome assembly